Molecule: messenger RNA, 539 nt
Organism: Cynara cardunculus var. scolymus (artichoke)
Lineage: Eukaryota; Viridiplantae; Streptophyta; Magnoliopsida; Asterales; Asteraceae
Exons: 2
Coding region: 189-398 (69 amino acids)
Source: RefSeq, a predicted model, not a curated record
GCCUACUUUUGCUUUACCAUCUUCAUCACACAUACACAAUCUUUUAUUCUUUGCGUCUCCUAAACCUUCUUCCUACCCAUUAAUUUAAUUCAUCAUCAAUGGCUAUAUAAUCAUGCACAUAGAAAAAUCUCAUAUCAGAUCACAUACUGUUAAUUGGAAGCAGAUCGAGAUCUAGAGAUUCAUCAUAAAUGGCGGAUUGGGGACCGGUAGUUAUAGCGGUGGUGUUGUUCGUAUUAUUGUCGCCGGGAUUGUUGUUGCAGAUUCCAGGGCGGAACAGAGUGGUGGAGUUCGGAAAUAUGCAAACAAGUGGACUCUCGAUACUUGUUCACACCGUCAUCUACUUCGGUCUCGUUACGAUCUUCCUUAUCGCCAUCGGCGUUCAUAUCUACACCGGAUAGCUACCUGUCUACCCACAAUCAUAAAACACUUAGUUUUCUGUUCGAAUUUGUUCUUUCGAUUUCUGGUUUUUUGUUGUGAAUUAUGUUGAAUUGUUGAUUUGAUAGAAGAAAUAUUAUGAUGAUUAUGGUUGUAAUUUUGGU